Sphenostylis stenocarpa is the source of this 1443-nucleotide messenger RNA. The record is from the annotation of a GenBank genome assembly. Lineage: Eukaryota; Viridiplantae; Streptophyta; Magnoliopsida; Fabales; Fabaceae.
AUGGGGAAUAUACUGAAUCUGAAUUCCAAGACUAGAUGGAACGACUCCUAUGAGGUUUUCCAAGGUGAAUCUUGCAAGAGACGGAGGUUGUCAUCAAACUCUUGUCAGUAUAAUGCUAGACUGAUUCCGUUCCUUCCUGAUGAGAUAACAAUGCAGAUUCUAGCUAGAGUUCCUCGGAUCUAUUAUUUGCACCUGAAGUUAGUUUCCCGUGCUUGGAAAGCAGCUCUUGUGAGUUCUGAACUAUUUACUGUGAGAAAGGGCCUUGGAACCAUGGAGGAGUGGCUCUACAUUUUAACAAAAGUCAAGGAUGAUAAGCUUUUAUGGUAUGCCUUGGACCCUCUUUCUAGAAGAUGGCAAAGGUUGCCACCGAUGCCCAAAGUUGGGUUUGAAGAUGAAACAAAGAAAGGUUUGAUUUCCCUUCCCCUUCGAAUGUGGAGCAUGAUGGGUUCAAGUAUCAGAAUUGUUGAUGUCAUAAUGAGCUGGCUGGGGAGGAGAGAUGCCCUGGACUGGAUGCCUUUUUGUGGUUGCUCCAUCGGAGCUGUUGAUGGUUGCAUCUAUGCAUUAGGAGGAUUUUCAAGAGCUUCAGCAAUGAAAUCUGUAUGGCAAUAUGAUCCCAUUAGAAAUUCCUGGGCUGAGGCUAGUCCAAUGUCAGUUGGUAGAGCCUAUUCCAAGACAGGUAUAUUAAAUAAUAAGCUCUAUGUUGUUGGAGGGGUUACUAGGGGUCGUGGUGGACUAAGCCCUCUUCAAUCAGCAGAAGUGUAUGACCCUCGUACAGGCAUGUGGUCCCAAUUACCUAGCAUGCCUUUUGCAAGAGCUCAAGUGCUGCCAACUGCCUUUUUGGCGGACUUACUCAAGCCUAUUGCCACAGGAAUGGCUUCAUACAGGGGAAGGUUAUUUGUUCCUCAGAGUUUGUAUUGCUGGCCAUUUUUUGUUGAUGUUGGGGGUGAAGUUUAUGAUCCAAAUAUAAAUACAUGGCUUGAAAUGCCAGUCGGCAUGGGUGAAGGCUGGCCUGCAAGGCAAGCUGGAACAAAAUUGAGUGUUACUGUCAAUGAUGAUCUAUAUGCACUUGAUCCUUCAAAUUCUCUAGACAGUGCAAAGAUCAAGGUAUAUGAUUUUGAAGGUGAUACUUGGAAAGUUGCAGCUGGAGAUGUUCCUAUUCAUGAUUUCACUGAUUCAGAAUCUCCUUAUCUCUUGGCUGGUUUACUUGGAAAACUUCAUAUAAUUACUAAAGAUGCUAAUCACAACAUUAAAGUGUUGCAGGCUGACAUGCAACAUGAACAUACCGAGUCAGCUUUCUCCCAAUUAAUAAUGUCUUCACCUGAUAACUCAACCACUGAAGAUGCUGAAUCUUCAGCACAAAGUCAGGCAGAAUUUUGGAAGGUUCUUGCAUCUAGGAGUGGUAUAUCUGCUGAACUAGUUAACUGUCAAUCCCUUAAAAUUUGA